Messenger RNA from Neopelma chrysocephalum (saffron-crested tyrant-manakin), 3075 nucleotides. RefSeq names its product Rh blood group CcEe antigens (gene RHCE). NCBI's taxonomy places the organism in Eukaryota, Metazoa, Chordata, Aves, Passeriformes, Pipridae. The coding region runs from base 900 to 2123 and encodes 407 amino acids. The record is from RefSeq and is a predicted model, not a curated record. Gene Ontology annotation, biological process: ammonium homeostasis; ammonium transmembrane transport. Gene Ontology annotation, cellular component: plasma membrane. Gene Ontology annotation, molecular function: ammonium channel activity. The transcript has 11 exons.
AAAGAGAAGGGUUUGUGAUUGACGGCUUUGCCAGCCAAUCGCUGCACGGGUUUUGAUCUCCGCCCACCCACUGUCCUACCGGGCUGGUUCCCGCCCCGCGUGGUGACCGACAAGGAAGCCGCCCAAUGGAAGAGGAGCACAAAAAUAAAAGGACAGCUCAGCCAUCCACUCGGAAACGGAAGAAGGUGGGCCCAAUUUCCUCUGUCACCCUAGCCCCGAGCCUGGGAAUGCCAAGGAUUUCCAGAGGAUACACUGCAGCUGUUUCAAUGGCCAUACUAUGAACAACAGACUGAUCCCACAAGUAGCAGAGGAAGUGCUGCAUUUUCUUGACAUGUCCAGAGAUUCCUGAUUCUCUGGCGUGGAGUUGGAUUCAUCACAUACGAGAAGCUGUGCCUUGGGAUGUGGCUGCAGAGCUGUAGAAUCACACUGAGCCUCUCAACAGGACCUUCCCCACCUUUCUAUGAAGGGAAUUGGGUCCAGGGUGGACACCAGCAACAUAAAUAAAUAAUGGUUUUGCAUAAACUACAGCAUCCUGCUCUUGGGAGUCCGUGUUCUCCUUUCUUGCCUUUUAGCUGAGCUGCAAGGCUCACCAGCAGCUGGAGGUGUCCUGGAGCAUGGAAGGUGUCCUGGAGCAUGACAGCACUGGCAGUUGGAUGUGUCUCCAUUCACAAGCACUUCUUGAGUUCAGUCCAUGUCGGCUGUGGUAAACUGGGGCUCCUGACGUGCCCCAGAUAAGGAACUGUCCCUUGCCAACGCCUCCUGGGCUUUUUAUCUCCCUUUGAGUUUUUAUUCCUGCCACCCCCCAAAACCUCCUUUGCUAUUGGUUUGAGGUUACUGGAACAUUUUUAUAGGAAAAAGAACACAUCAAUGUGUUUGUGCCUGAUGUAGUCGAGUGCACAAUGUCUUCCAAUUACCUCAACUUCCGAAACAGCGUUCCCUGGGUGAUCCUUCUGCUGGAAGUUCUUUUCCUCACCCGCUCUUACUUUGUCAACUUAGAACAUGAUGGUCUGGACUGGCUACACAGCUCCUACCCAGACUUUCAAGAUGUCAACCACAUGGUGAUUUUUGGAUUUGGCUUUUUCCUGAUGGUUCUGAGAAGAUAUGGGUUUAGCAGCACUGGAUUCAACCUCCUGAUCAUUGUACUUGGUGUCCAAUUCUCUGUGUUGGUAGAAGAUUCAUUAGUUUUCUUUUCUCUAGAGGCAAAUGAAGGUAUUCUGAAAAGUAUAGCAAAGGCUUUUAUAAGUAUGACAGCUGUGGUCAUCUCCACUGGAGCUGUUCUUGGGAAGACUAAUCUCAUGCAGUUAAUUGUGAUGACACUGGUGGAAUUAAUAGUUUUCUAUGUGAGCAGAUGGAUCAACAGGAGAUACCUGGAGAUUGGAGAUCAUCUCAGCCUGAUGCAUGUGCACCUGUUUGGAGCCUACUUUGGGCUGGCAGUCACCUCCUGCUUCCCUGAGCCCUCCCCAAGGCUGGACAAGAACAGGAGCACCCCAAAGUCAGACUUGUUCUCCAUGUUGGGCUGUGUCUUUCUCUGGGUGUUCUGGCCAAGCUUCAAUUCUCUGCUCACUCAGUCUGGGAGGAAAGCAGCCCUCAACACCUACUUUGCCCUUGCAGUGAGUGCUGUAACUGCCUUCAUGUUGUCUGCUCUGACCUCAAAGGAUGGGAAAUUCAGAAUGACUCACAUCCACAGUGCAGCACUGGCUGGUGGGGUCAUCGUUAGUUUUACAGCAGAGGUGAUCAGUCAUCCUUGGAUUGCCAUGAUUUUGGGUCUGCUUGGCAGUGCCAUCACCAUAUUAGGAUCUCACUGUUUACAGAGAUGCUUGAAUCCUCCUCUCAAAAUUCAUGAUACUUCUGGAGUUCAUUUCACCUUUGGUUUGCCUGCUGUGCUUGGAGCUCUUGCCCAAGUUGUUCUCUUAGUCAUAAGAGAAUGGGCUAAUUCAUCAAGUCUGGGUUAUUUGGUCCUUCUUCACAUUGGUGCCUUCUGCCAGACCAUCAGCCUUGCCUUGAUAACAGGUUUUAUCACAGGUUUUAUCUUGAACACCAGACUGCUUAAGAUCAUCCCUGUAUCAAAGUACUUCGAAGACCAGUUUUACUGGGAGUUUCCCCAUUUGGCUGUUGGAUUUUGAGUGGAAGAUCCCAGCUGACCAAGAGAAGAUUUUCCUCUUUGUCACUAGAGAAAAUGAGUAGCUAUGAUGGGUUGAAAGAGCACUGAAAUACCAGUUCCCAGGCCCUCAAAAGCCAUCCCAAUGGAGGCACGAAAAAUUAGUAUUAAACUAGUUAUUCUCUAAAGAUACUAAGUGUAAAUUCACAGAUGCAAACUUGCAUUUAGCUUUUCUGCUUUGUUGGUCUUACCUUAAAUAAGAUAUGUACAAAAAGGUUGACUGCAUUCAUGGCUGUAAUGGCUUAUCAAUCCAAAUGCUUGGAAACUUUAAACUAUUUUUAGCUCCCAAGUUUAAAAGCCAAAAUUAUGUAUUUCAAAGUGUAAUUUUUCAAGGAGCACUUCUUAUCUGGAAAAGUACUCAACUACGUGUUUUUAAGCUAAAUUGAUUCUGUUGAAGGCCUUGUUUAGGAAGGAUUUGAUGGGUGAGCUGGAUCUGGGCCAAACUCUGCAUCCUGCCAGACUGAACUCCUUGAGUUCUCUGACUGCUUAAAGACAAAUCUGUCAUUACUUGGCUCGGGCUAUUUGGAAGUUCAGAUGGCAAGAAGUUCAAUUGUUCUUCCUGUGCAUGGUGCCUCUGAAAUCAAUUUGGUAUUUGCUGCCAAAUCUAAAAUAAGAGCAGAGCUCAGGUCAGUGUCUGGGUAGGGACAGCCUGUACCUCCACAGGGUCAGCUGCCACCUGAGGGGACUGAGGGAAUAAUCCUCAGAGCCGCCUGAAACCAAUGCCAAGACCCAAUUUUGGAAGUGGCUUAUUCCAAGACAAGCAGGGGACUCUGGGGCCUAAUCACACAGAGGAUUCUCUGCAAGUGUACCCUUGUUUAUAAGUGGAUUGUGAUCCUCGGCGUUUGUUCUUCGUCUCAAAAAUAGCUGACACAGAAAAACUCUUUCCAAAAUGCUUACCUAAUAAAGAAGUGAAAAUG